Molecule: messenger RNA, 1455 nt
Organism: Lactuca virosa
Lineage: Eukaryota; Viridiplantae; Streptophyta; Magnoliopsida; Asterales; Asteraceae
Source: the annotation of a GenBank genome assembly
AUGUUAGGAUUACCAUCUGGUGGCUCAUUACUUUCAAACAUGGAUUACAUUUCGGAGAAUAAUGAAGAGAGUUGUAUGUUUGAGUGGAAGAAACAGUAUGAAAAUAUUGAUAAAUUGAGAUUGAAACAGCUAAAGAAUGAACUUGUUCAAACUAGUGUUGCGGAUGACAACUUCAGAAUCAUUUUUUUGGUUAUUUUUAUUAAUACUUUCUGUGAGUCUACAAGCAUGGGUAAAUGUAAUUUGAAUCCAUUGUACUUAAUUAGAAGAGAUACUGAUUUAAGUAGCAUUGACUGGUACGAUUACAUUGUGGAUUGUUUGGAGGAAUCUGGUGGUGAUGAGGUUGAAUCUAAUGGUGAAGAGGAUUUAUGUGAUCAGGAUGAAGAAGAUUUUAAUGUUUAUAAAGUUAGUGAUGUGGAGGUGUAUGAAAGUAAAAUUUCAUGUAUGUAUCAGAAGAUAGAGGAUUUGAAAAAGGAUCUGGUUGUAAAGAUAGAUGAGGGAGUGUUGAAGUUUCCUCAAAGUCAAAAUUUCAAAAAUUGGAAAUUAUUAUUUCCUGUUGAAGAUUUAAGCACAGAAAGUUUUGAUUUCAAUUAUGGUUCACAAAAAUAUAAAGAACCGAUAUUAACACCUGGUUUUGUUCAAGUUAAUGAUGAAGAUUAUGGGAAUGAUUUUCUUAAUGAUGAUGAAAAUGUUGAAGAUUAUGAUCAAGGGAAAUGUUCUGGUGGUCAGGGGGAUGGAAGUGGUCCACAUGAGGGCAAUAUUGGUAAAAAUCAUGUUGAAGGUAAAGGUGAUGAUGAUGAAGAUGAUGAACAAGGAAAUGGAAGUGGUUGUAAUAAAGAAAAGGCCAUGAAUUUAAAUUCUGUUGUCGAAAAUGUUACUAAGAGUGUGGGUCUAAUUGAUAGCCAUGAAGGUGUAUCUUUUAGUCAAUUUAUUUGCGAUCCAGUUGUUGAAAGUUUUCUUAAAACUUUGGAUCAAGGUACUGAUGGUUGUUUAAAUCAGAAACUAGUUGAAGAUGAUGUGAAUUUGAAUUUGAUUGGUAUUGAUGAUGAAAAUGUUGAAGAUUGUUCAAAUAAAAACAAGGAUUCAAAUGAGACUCGAUCAUUGAAAAAUGAUAUUGUUCCAAGUUUUAGUCUUGGAUUUAGUCAAGAUUCUGAAGGUUCCAAGAAGUCAUCUCAAAGUCAAAUUUCUUCUGAACGGAUGACAAAGAAAAAGAUUAAGGAUAGAGUUAUUUUGGGAAAACCAAGUGUUGGUCCAGAGUGUGUUAUUCCAUAUGUUGAUGUUAUUGAUGCUAGUCCAGUUUCUUUUGCACCCCCUUUGGGUACAUUAGAAAGACCAUCAAAACCUGUUUCUGGAAAACCUAAAGAUAUAAAUGAAGAAGCAACAUCAGUAGUGGAUGUCAAAAGAAAGAUACAAAUGAAGUUUUCUUAUGUUUAUAAGUCACCAUUUAAGGAAAGGUAA